UAUGUACCUGGCAGGACCCGCUGCCUAGGAAACGCGUCGCGCGGGAGGAACGGGCUGAGGAGAGGGCUUGUUGGCGGUGGCCUCUUUCGUUGAGAGAGCCAUGGCUUCGCGCGGCGAGCGCCCCGUCCCUUUGCCUCGGGCCGCGGCCAAGGUUGGAAGGCCCAUGCCCAAGCUCCCUGCAGGCAGCCUCACGUCUGAGGGUUCAGCAUGUCAAGAUAAUUCACUGUUGAGAGGGGAUAAACAGAACAAUGAACUUCACACUCCUUUUAUGAACAGGAGUGAGCAAAAGAAACUGCAAGAGGAAAAUCUAAGAUUAAAGUAUGAAUUAGAAGAUUUAAGAAGCCAAUAUGAGCAGCUCAUAAAGGAAGGGAAGAAUGAAUGCUUUGAGGAAAGACGUGUUAAUUUUCUGAAGGCUCAAGUACUACAGCUGGAAAGGCAGGUGCUGCUGCUUACAGAAGGAUUAAGUUCUCGAGCUGCUCUUAUGUUGCAGUCAAACAAUUCUUUAGAAGCGCUUACUGACAAGCUUAGUUUUUUUCUCAGUGCUGAAGGAACUGCAACUGAAGUAACCAUUCCACGUCCAGAACUUCUUCAAGUAAUUGAGAUAUGUGAAGCAAUGAGACUAAAACUUCAAAGAAACCAGCAGAUUUCUGAUCUGUCAAAACUUGCAUUGCCUUGGACAAUGGGAGGGAACCUUGUUACACAGCCAGUUACCCUUUUGGAUGUCUGCUAUGGCAAAAUAGAAAAUUUAAAUCUCAGAUAUGUGAGCGCUCUUGAAGGAAAACUUAGCAAGCUGCGGAGACACCUGCUUGCCAUGAGGCAAAAUCUGGGUUUUGUUCUUGCCCCAGGACAGAUGUCCUCCGAGGCAGCUCAGCACAUCCUACCAACUGCUGUUUAUGCUCGGCUGAUAAAUCAUGCAACUCAGUGUCAGCAGUCUGUGGAGGAAUGUUGCAAUGAUUUGCUCACUUUGACACUUCUGGUACCUUCAGCACCUUGGGAAAUCCUGGAGAAUUCUUUGAGCCAGGAGUUCACUGUGGAGAAUGUGCUUGCGACGCUUCCAGCCUUCCCCAAGGGUGCCCCUCAGCAACGUGCUAAAAGGGCAGCAGAAGCCCUGGUAAAGGCUCAAAAUUAUUCCAGGCAAAUGGCAAUGCAACAGAUACUUGCUUUGCAAGCUGAACUUAACUUCCACAGAAAUUUAUAUAAUCUUCAAGUUAAGUACACCGAAGCUGUCUUUGAUGGGAUAAAGCAAGCAUACCACACAUUUCAAGAUAAUGUUGCCAUGGCUCUAUGUUCACCAUUACAAGAUGUUUUUUCUUCUUAUACAAAACUUAAAGCAGAAGCUUCAGAGGCAGCUUUGAGAGACUUCCUCACUGCUUUUAGGAACAAUGCAGAACAGAUCCAAUAUGCAGUUGAAACUUUGGCUCCACCAGUGAAUCAGCAGCACGAAGGUGAUGAAGCCUUGUCAAAGUUUGGAAAAGAGUUCUUUCUGUCUUUGGAACGUUCCCUCAAAGUCUGUGGAGAGCAACGGGAUAAGGCUGCCAGUGAAAUGGAAACCUUGCAAACAGAACUGGACCAGGCCUUCGAAACUCUUCGGAAUUUAAGGGACCAAAAAGUGAAGAAAGCAGGAGCCAGUCAGCGUUUUCCAAAGCAGGAAGAUGACAGAGCAGAUGGAAUAGAAGAAGGGGGCUUGAAUGUACUUCCAAAACACAAGCCUGAGCCUGAACCAGCAUCCACAUUUCCUGUAGACAGGCAUGGCCUCUUGCUAAAACACGCUUCUGUUAUAGAGAGGGAAUCUGUCAACCCAUCUUCCAAGCAGAAAAUGGAAAGCUCUGAUGGUGUGAAUGUUCAGCAGAAGGGGAAGUUCCUACACCGGAGCAAGAGUAUGAAACACACGGAAAGGCCACCAUGGCAAAGUUAGACAUAGCUCUUUGGGCCUGACAGCCUUAGAUUUGUCAACAACUCUUAACUGAAUUCUGUGGGAGUGAAGUUGUGACUAUGGGGUGUAUCAGUGGGAUAUAAGCUUAUUUUCCUCCGGGAGUUAAUUUUAUACUCUUUCGUGGCUCCUGAGAGCCAUUUUAUACAUGUCACAUUUCAUUCCCUAGAACUGUUUCCUGUUUAGAAAAUGGAAAACAUUUGGCCUGUUGAAGCAACUUCCACAUAAUGUUAAAAGACAUGGGAACAUGCUGAAAAAUCACAUAUCUCUGAAGAGAUAGAAUGUCAAAGCUGGAAUGUGUGCAUAGAGAGAAGAUGAAUGCCAUUGUGUGCAUCACAACUCUAAAAUUAAUUCUGCACCCCUUCUGCCACUUUUUGCAGUGCUUUAUAACCUAAGAAGUGUACUUACCCCUGACUGUCAUUGGGUCAGGGCUUUAUAUGUAUGCAAGGCAGUGUAAGCUAGAGAAUGGCUUUGAAGGUAAUUGAAUGCACAUCAGUACCCCUCUUUUCCCCUCACUUUCCUACUUGUGGUGCAGGCACAUAGGGGCUUCACUGCAGACUGAUUCCACACCGAUCCAUGUAACAGAUGGAGAAUAGCACUGUGGGACUUCCAUGAGCUAAAUAAUCGGGACAUUUGGUUUUCAGGUGUCAGUGCAGAGGGAAAAGACAUUUACUGUUUUUAUUUUAUUUUUGGUGGUUCCCUAUUAGCGCUGAAGCAAUAACCCAGGUAGUUGCUAAGCAGAUGUCCCCCAAGCACCCACUGGAAUUUAAUGGAAGAGACUUUGAACCGAUCUCAUCACAAUUUUACGUUGUCCUUUUCCUAGACAGAUGCUUUUGCUUGAAAACAAUCCUUGAAGCAGGCUUGUGAUUUGUGGCAUUCCACAAAGCCAAGUCUGGUUCUCCGUAAAUGGUCUCAGCUAUCUGAGAAACUUGAUUGUUCCCCUUGGCUUGCUACCCUGCUGAAAGCAAUACUCAGGGCCUCAUGCUUAUGAGGCUAAUAAAACUGCCCAAAAUGAUAGCAUGAGGAUCAAGGACAGCAUUCAAAAUGUUUAUGACUUGUGCAUGGUUUUGACAACCCCCCUUUUUUGAGAAUGAUGCAAAAACUUAUGCUCUGUAGUAUUUUAAAUUUUGUAUUUUAUAUUUUAUUCCCCCCCCUAUCAACUAUCGGUUGAAAUGUCGAAGAUGAAAUGUUUCUUUGUUCUCAUUAAUAAAUGACAGAAAUGGAAUGCAACCUUUGUUUUGUUGUUCAACCUGGUUCAACGGUGGAAUGAUUUUUCCCUGUUUCCUUCAUUUUCUAAGAGUAUCUCUUACAGGUGCUUCCAAAUGUAUAAGGACUAAAAUAAGCUUGUUUCAAUUGGCUUGUGCUUCUUUCCACAGUUCUUCUAAGGUAAGUGGCCUUGAUAGCUACAGAGGUCUCUUAAAAGAGUCAAUGAGAAUUUCCAAGUAUUAUUAAGUUAGUGCUCAUCAAAUCCUUAGGUUUUUAAAAUUAUCAUAGUUAUUCUAAUAUUUAAUUAUGAAAAGUGAUUCACAUAAAUAAGAACACUGCCCUUAAAAUCCCAGAAAAUAGGCAAGAGUUAAGACUUAUUUUCUCGAAGCUACGAACAUGAGUUUGACCAAACUGCGGGAGGCAGUGCAAGACAGGAGUGCCUGGCGUGCUAUGGUCCAUGGGGUCACGAAGAGUCGGACACGACUAAACGACUAAACAACAACAAGACUUAUUUUAAUAUUUAAGAAUAUUAAAUCAGAGCAUGGCUCUCUAAAAGCAACAAUAAAAACUACUAUGAAAGUAUCAGAGAAUAAAAACGAUUUAACCUUCUGUGAAAGUGAUUGAGAAGGUGUUAUUCUGCAAAGGUGGUACCACCAUUGAAAAGCCCCUCUCUCCAGUUGCUACCCACCUAACAUCUGCCAGUGUAGGCAGACAGAGGAUGGCACCUGAUACAGAUCUUCAAUUUUUGCACAGGUUCAUAUGGAAGAAGACUGUCUUUCUGGUACCCAAACUGUUUAGGUCUUUAAAGUUCUAAAGCAUUAAAAGAAAUAAUCUUUGUAUAUCACAUACUCAUUUGGGUCUAAAUCAGGCAUCCCCAAACUUCGGCCCUCCAGAUGUUUUGGACUACAAUUCCCAUCUUCCCCUACCACUGGUCCUGUUAGCUAGGGAUCAUGGGAGUUGUAGGCCAAAACAUCUGGAGGGCCGCAGUUUGGGGGUGCCUGGUCUAAAUGAUUGAUAAUGAUACGUAAUACUUUGUUGGCCAAAAAGGCCAUUUGGAUUACUUUGGAACACUUCAUGUCACCCUUUUUGAUCUAGAACUAUGAUCACAUUCCCCAAGCCCAUUUACUGAAAUAGAAUAACUGUACUGUAAGCAGUGACAGGAGAGUAAUGUUCUGAUGGACAUGCCAGGAUAAAAUCCAUAUCAUGCAAGGAAAAUGAAUAGUUUACCAUCUCAGUGCAACCAUUUUAUAAAUGAAGAAAGUCAGAGCAGAUCUUGAACUAAUCUUUCUUUCUUUCCCUCUCUCUCCGUCUCUCUCUCUCUCUGGAAAGAAAGAAAGAAAGAAAGAAAGAAAGAAAGAAAGAAAGAAAGAAAGAAAGAAAGAAGACAAAGUGCCAGUGGAGGGAGAGAAAUUUCCCUUCCUCUUUUGGAAGCAUGAUCUUUCCCUUCAUCCUUUUGUCGUGCUUGUCUCCAAAGGCACCAGAUGUAGCAGAUUGAUCAGCAGGAUGGCUACCAGCAGCACAAGUGACAGCAUGAUUGGUUGCCUAUUCCUUUUUAAGGUGAUCUUGGCCUUGCUUACAAGCAGUUAUAGGGCUGAAAUUCAUUAGUAUUUUUGAAGGAGACUCUUCUGUCAGCUUGCUGGGAGGGGAGAAUGGAGUCCCACUGCCAGCAGCUCUUGCUUCAUUUCAAAAUAUAUAUAUUUGAUCUCCUAAAUUCUGCUGGUUUUUCUUGCAUAAUUUAUGAGACUCGUUUAUUCUGCGCUUUCACAUGUAAAUAGCCAUCCACCCACUGUGUCCUCUGAAUUGCAUUUUAAUUACAUUAGGCUUGUGGUUCCCCCCUGAUUUUUUAACUAGCAUGUGAUAUAUGUUCAGAUGGAAAUUAAUGAUUUUAACUACUCGUGACUAAAACUAUAGCUGCUGUAAUGUUACUGGGUAUUUUAAGCAAGGAGGAGGAAAAGUAGUUUCAAAAAGAAAGAAAAGAGAUGCUAGUUUGCCGAUCGCAAAGUCAUUUUAUGUAAUAUUACAUAUCAUUGAGAUUUAAUUAAUCUGUAUAUUGGAAACAUGUGUUUGGACUCCCAACAUUUAGUUUAUAAUAACCUUAACAUAAUUAAUUUUCAAAGCGUGCAAACAGCUUUCUUUGAAAAUGAUCUGCAGCAUCCAUAUUAAUAAUAAAACAAACCAUGCUUUGCUAUUGAAUUACACAUUUCCUUUGAAGUGAGUCCAGAGAAACGAUAUGCCGUCCUCAGUCAUGUUAAUUCUCUGAUGCAAGGCUUAUGGAAAUGUAGUGCAAUUAGCUACAUGCUAACAACCACCUUGCUGCAUUUCCCAAGAUGCCAUUUCAUGAAAGGCUCACCCAGAAGUCUGGAGCAGUACAUUUCACUAGUGUGGCGGUCCUGUUUUGCAAAUUAGUUGGCAUUGUAACUGUGGACCCUUUGCUUUUUCCUAGUCUUAUCCCAUUUUGUAUAGGGCUUCAGAGCAGACUAGCAUAAACAGAAUUCAAUAUUUUGAAGCAUUCAGAGGGCCAAUGAUGGUUUUCUUUGUAACAAAGCACUUGCGUCUUGGUGGUAGUAAUAUUAUAUAUAUAUCACUGCCCCCAGUUCAAAUAAUGAUGACUCUCUACAUCCUUACCAUCCCAUACUGAGAUUCAGCAGCUGAGCAUCUCUUGGCCCUCACUUUAAAACAGGCUUCCUCAACCUCGGCCCUCCAGAUGUUUUUGGCCUACAACUCCCAUGAUCCCUAGCUAGCAGGACCAGUGGUCAGGGAUGAUGGGAAUUGUAGUCUCAAAACAUCUGGAGGGCCAAGGUUGAGGAAGCCUGCUUUAGAAUAUCUAGCAGCCUUCUCUUGCCAAGGGAGCAGAGCUCAGCUGUGUGUUCUGAAGGCAUGGUCUUUAACUUCAUGUGAAUGGCCUGUGACAUCACAUUGUACCUUAGGCAGCUCUGCCAAACAUCAAGAUGGAGAAGAGUUACGCAACAGCCUUGUCUGAGAGAGAUUACAGAACCAGUUUAAGCCAGCUAUACUUCUCUGAAGGAAUAACCCAAACAUCACGAAUCUUCUUCUUGCUUCUUUCACACAGAGAAGCUUCCAGAACCCUCUUGAAUUCAGUAGAAUAGGAGAGAUCUCUAAACAUCAGGUCAAUACUUUCUGUACUAAGAAAUGCAAACUCACACACAGAGAGACCCCAUUUAUUAGGUGCAGGAAGUAUUGAUAUGCAAAAUACCUAUAGAAAAACUUUGCAUGUGCACCUUCUACAAAAGUAAACCCUAGCCUUGUGUUGCUAGACCUGCAAUUCACCAGCAGAAAACACAGUUACCAUCUGCUUCUGUGACUAGCAGAAAGACACCCUGACUCCUAAAAAAAACAACUCAACCUUCUUAAACUAAAUGUAGCCCUUCACAUUAUAAAACAAAACGCUACCUAUGAAACCUGACACAGUCAAGGGAAAAAAAGGCUUUUAUGAUUGUAGUCUAUAAUUUGUGGCCUUGUAUAGAGAAAACUUGGUGGGUUACAGUAGGGUAAGCGGGAAAUGAAUGUGUGGCUGUUAUGCUGAAGUACUAGACUCAAAAUUCUUAAGUGACCACUAGAAUCCAGGGCAUAAUCAUAUGAUGAUAUUCUUUGUCUAUAGCAGACACCCCCAAACUUCGGCUCUCCAGAUGUUUUGGACUACAAUUCCCAUCUUCCCUGACCACUGGUCCUGUUAGCUAGGGAUCAUGGGAGUUGUAGGCCAAAACAUCUGGAGGGCCACAGUUUGGGGGUGCCUGGUCUAUAGCACCACAGAACUGAUCAUAGAGCUCUUGUACUAUUUCUCUCUCAUGACAAUUACCCAUUUGCUGGUUUAAAGGGAAAGACAAAUUCAGUUGGCUUCAUUGUCCCAGAGAUUAGUCAAUACUGCUGGCCACUAGGCUCCAUUGCCUCUCUCAUAAUUUCCCAAUAUUGAGUAGCUGCUGCAACUCCACAUUUAUGCUGAGCCCUGCAGUGGCAUGCCAUGAUCUCAGGUGGGUUUGGGUGUCUCCUGGUAGAGAAUCAGCAGUUGGCAGGAAGCAGAUGGCUAUUAGAAAGAACUAUAGGCUGAAAUUGGAAAUAGAACCAUUGGUCAAGACUCAUGUGUGUGCAUCUCCAUUCAGUUAAUAAAAAAUGACUGUAAUUUUGUGAUCAGAAUUAUCCUUAUUUUACCACUGAUUUAUCAGCCAAGAUUAGUUAGGUCUGUAUACCCUGUUUCUCAUAUUUUAAGACAUACCCAUAAAAUAAGCCAUAGCAGGAUUUUUAAGCAUUCAAGGAAUAUAAGCCAUACCCCGAAAAUAAGACAUAGUGGUAGGCGCAGCAGCAAUGCCGGCCGCGGCAGGAGGAGGAGGAGGAGGAAAAAAAUAAGACAUCCCUUGAAAAUAAGCCAUAGUGUGUUUUUUUGAGGAAAAAAUAAAUAUAAGACGUGUCUUAUAAUAUGAGAAACACGGUAAUACAAAUUCAACACAGAGCUGUAUGUGCUUAAUUACAUGCUAAUGAUGUGUAAAUAAGUUCCUCUCUUGAUUAUAUUUUCUAAUUAUUUCCUUCUAUCAGUUUAUUACCAGAACUUCUAUCAAACUCUAACACACACACACACACACACACACGUACGUUCUAACACAUUUUCCUUCCACUUUGAAUAUAACGUUCCUCUCAGUUCUAUAACUAUAGAAAUUACUAAUUUUGUUGUUUGUUGUUUAGCCGUGUCUGACUCUUCGUGACCCCAUGGACCAGAGCACACCAGGCACUCCUGUCUUCCACUGCCUCCCGCAGUUUGGUCAAACUCGCGUUAGUAGCUUCGAGAACACUGUCCAACACUUCGAGAACAGUUACUGUUGAUUUAAUAAAUCUACAAUGCCUUUAUGCUAUUCCCUUUAUUUCAAAUAUGUAAUCUCAGGGAUCUUUACACCGGUAGCACUUAUUUUCACUAAGGCUGAGCCUAAUAUAUUUUUCUGCCAUUAUCUGAGUAUAUUUUGAAAAUUUUCACUGGAGACUUCCCAGUUUAUAUCAGCUUCUACAUUCUAUCAGAUCUAAUUGCCCUCUUCCUCUACAGUGGUUCACUGUUGUUUUCCACAGCUACUUUAAGCUCACAUCCCUUACAUUUCAAGGCUUGUCUUUAUUGGCCCUUGUUAAAACCACCUGAAGGCAUGAAGGCUAUAUUCAGAUUAAAUUCUUUCAUUACAUAUCCAUUCCCUGAACCACCAUCUUUAAAACGUUGCCAAUAAAUCCUGACAUAAAAACCAGUUGCAUUUGAAGCUGAUUUGGGGUUAAAGGUUGUCACGUUACAGUAGCUCAAGGCUGUUGUUAAUGCAGCCCUCGACUACUAUAUUUUCUGCAAGCUUAGUAGGACACCCUUUUCCCAAGCACUUUUCGAACUCAGCUGAAAGGUCCCUAUGAACAUCUUCCAUUAGCCAUGAUUUACAGGUGCCCUUGUACCCCACAGCAGCAAGUUCAGUAAAUUUAUUCCAGAAUUUGAUAGCUUGGAUAAAGAUAACAAAAGAAAACAGCUGCUGUCAGCUUGUAAGAAAUAUAUUCCUUCUCUGCUAAGACCCAAGUUUCAGCUAGAAUUAUUAUUAUUUUUUGGCAAUGUUUUAUUCCCACCCAUUCAGUGACACAUAAAGGUAAAGGGACCCCUGACCAUUAGGUCCAGUCGUGACCGACUCUGGGGUUGCGCGCUCAUCUCGCAUGAUUGGCCGAGGGAGCCGGUGUAUAGCUUCCAGGUCAUGUGGCCAGCAUGACAAAGCCGCUUCUGGCGAACCAGAGCAGCACAUGGAAACGCCGUUUACCUUCCCGCUGUAGCGGUUCCUAUUUAUCUACUUGCAUUUUGACGUGCUUUCGAACUGCUAGGUUGGCAGGA
This is a messenger RNA of Zootoca vivipara (common lizard), 8987 nucleotides long. RefSeq lists its product as uncharacterized. Lineage: Eukaryota; Metazoa; Chordata; Lepidosauria; Squamata; Lacertidae. The record is from RefSeq and is a predicted model, not a curated record.